Molecule: messenger RNA, 1488 nt
Organism: Chanos chanos (milkfish)
Lineage: Eukaryota; Metazoa; Chordata; Actinopteri; Gonorynchiformes; Chanidae
Gene: zng1a
Product: COBW domain containing
Exons: 16
Coding region: 71-1171 (366 amino acids)
Cellular component (GO): cytoplasm
Source: RefSeq, a predicted model, not a curated record
CGAACACGGGGAAUGGAAAUAAUACAUUUGUAAUUUACCCCUUGAAAAUCCGCGACUUUCUGAGGUUACAAUGGAAGAAGACGACGACUGUCCAGAACUGGUUCCCAUUUUGGAUAAUAAAGGUCCUACAUCCAAGAUACCUGUCACAAUCAUUACGGGUUACUUAGGUGCAGGGAAGACAACCCUCCUGAAUUACAUUUUAACCGAGCAGCACAAUAAGAGAAUAGCAGUUAUACUGAAUGAAUUUGGCGAAGGCAGUGCUCUGGAGAAGUCUCUGGCUGUGAGCCAGGCAGGAGAGCUGUAUGAGGAGUGGCUGGAACUUAGGAACGGUUGCCUCUGCUGUUCAGUCAAGGACAAUGGCUUGAAAGCUAUUGAAAACCUAAUGGAAAAGAAAGGAAAGUUUGACUACAUUCUUUUAGAGACGACUGGAUUGGCAGACCCAGGGGCUGUUGCAUCCAUGUUCUGGGUUGAUGCUGAGCUAGGCAGUGAUGUUUAUCUGGAUGGAGUUGUAACUGUCAUUGAUGCUAAAUAUGGAAUGCAGCAUUUGACAGAGAAGAAACCAGAAGGUCUGAUGAAUGAAGCAGCCAGGCAGAUUGCUCUCGCUGAUCUGCUGAUGAUCAAUAAGGUUGACCUUGUGACUGUGGAGGAGCUAACCCAGCUCAGAGAAACAGUAAAGUCAAUAAAUGGACUUGUAAGAAUCCUCGAAACCCAGAGAUCAAAGGUUGACUUAUCACAAGUUUUAGAUCUACAUUCAUUUGACAUCACAGAUGGAGUGAGACUAGCAGAGAAGCUAAAACUUGUAAAAUCGACCCAACCACAUCUGGAUAAGAGCAUACUGACUGUAACAUUUGAAGUGCCUGGAAGUAUUUCAGAGGAUCGCUUAAAUGAUUUUAUUCAGAACCUUUUAUGGGAGAAGACCUUCAAGAACAAAGCAGGACUCGCAAUGCAUGUUAUACGUUUAAAGGGGAUAUUGUGCGUCCAGGGCAAACUGAGGAGGAUGAUUUUGCAGGGGGUUCAUGAACUCUAUGAGCUGGAUGAGACUCCAGAGACCUGGGUUGACGGAGAGCCCAGAGUCAACCGUCUGGUCUUCAUCGGAAGAAACUUGGAUGAGGACAUACUGAGAAAAGAAUUUAUCGCUACGGUCUCAAAUGGAGAAGGUGGAGAGAAGUAGAGGUGACCCGAUUAGUGUCUCAGGCUCAGGUCUGCAUAAUACAAUCUUUGGGGAUUUAUCCAUGACUAGGAGUCUUACUGUGAGUGACAAGUGUAUGUGACCAGUUGGUCCAGUUGAUGUUGUACGCUCCAGUCUUACGUUUACUGGCAGGCACUCCGAGCAGACGGUGAAGACGUUACAUAGCAGAUGAACAUGUGGCGUUGAGCUCCUGUUUUAAAACUGAAAAGUUGUCGUGUCAGAAUGAAUCUGGAGUUAGUAUUUUCCCACAUGAUUGUAUACAGAUACCUCAGCCCCACUCACUGGUUUAGACUUGUUUU